Oenanthe melanoleuca is the source of this 868-nucleotide messenger RNA. RefSeq names its product late endosomal/lysosomal adaptor, MAPK and MTOR activator 5 (gene LAMTOR5). The record is from RefSeq and is a predicted model, not a curated record. Gene Ontology annotation, molecular function: guanyl-nucleotide exchange factor activity. The transcript is spliced from 5 exons. Gene Ontology annotation, biological process: cellular response to amino acid stimulus; positive regulation of TORC1 signaling. Lineage: Eukaryota; Metazoa; Chordata; Aves; Passeriformes; Muscicapidae. Bases 342 to 617 code for a protein of 91 amino acids. Gene Ontology annotation, cellular component: Ragulator complex; cytoplasm; lysosome.
GCGUGCUCUGCGGGAAAACAGACACCCGGGUGUCAGGAAAAUUAUCCACAAACAGCUGAGUGCCAACCUGAUCUACCAGCAGAUUUACAGUUUGUUAGUAAAGACAAAUGCGGCAUUCCUCUCACAGGGAGGGCUGAUUUGGGGGUGCGGUUUGCUGAGGGUCCCCCCAGACCCGGGGUGAGUGGCGGAGCCGCAGCGGGUCCGGGGGGUCCCGGGAUCGGCGGAUUUCGGGGGGGUCCCCGGGGCACCCCCACGGAACCGAGCGCGCCCCGAGCGCUUUUGGCCCCGCGGAGCCGCCGUCGCGGGGUCACGUGGGAUGCGCGGGGGCGGAAGUGGCGGAGAUGGAGGGGACGCUGGAACAGCACCUGGAGGAGACCAUGAAGAGCCCGGCCGUGGUGGGCGUGCUGUGCACGGACUCGCAGGGGCUGAACCUGGGCUGCAGAGGGACCCUGUCGGAUGAGCACGCUGGCAUCAUCUCAGUGCUGGCCCAGCAGGCAGCCAAGCUCACCUCUGACCCCACUGACACCCCUGUGGUGUGCCUGGAGUCUGACAAUGGGAACAUCAUGAUCCAGAAGCACGACAGCAUCACGGUGGCAGUGCACAAGCUGCUGUCCUGAGCCCUGCACCAGCUGCAUCCCAGCUCCUCCCUGCACUGCCACUCUGCCUGUGGAGCUCCCCACUGGGGUGGAGGCUCCCAUCCCCUCUCACCAGCUCCUGGGCACCUCCCUGGGUCUCCAGUUUAACCCUUGUGCUGCUGAGGAUGAACUGUGGGCACACCCCCAGCCCUGUAACAAGCAAAUCCUCCCUGCUCUAUGUGGGGGGGCUUCAUUUGUUGGAGAAAUCAAUAAAUGACCUGUAAAAAACCUUC